AUGGAAGUCCAAGUGAAGAGGCGAGGAGCAUUCCAGAAGGCGUAUGUGUCCAGCUACGGGGAGAUUCCUUCGGAGGUCUUCGGUGAAAAUGUUUGGGAACAUCGGUUGGCGCAACUUUUGCCGAAGACGGAAAAGCGCGGAGGACCAAAGGGUGGCUAUGGAGAAGAACCAGGAUUUGCUGCAGUCGGGGCUUCCAUCGAACAUCUGCCAUGGUAUCUCUUGUGGCGGCAGUCCUUGAAGCAACUUGCUUUUGGGGUGGAGGUUGGAGUCGCUUUCCAAUCGCUGUCAGAAGACUGGCAAAGGGAUUGCCAAAGGAUUGUGACAUGCCACAACCUCAACGGCUUGGACCCAACGGUCACACUGGAAUCCGAAGCUAUGUCUUUUGAUUGGGGCUGCAUGGUGCUGAGCCUCUAUCCACCUGGCUUGCAGAUCAAGCGCUCGUGGGUCUUACAUCUGAAGAAGACCGUCAACAUCUGGUAUGAAUGCACCCUCUGGGGUCAUACGAACUGGGUUCAGCGCCUUGGUGGGCAGUCCAAUCCUAAAGAUGUGCAAAGAUAUGUAAAUCGCGUUGCAGCACCAGCAGCCAGCAGCAGCGCAAGACCCUCUGAGCCACCAGCACCACCGCUGGCCGAGCCACUGCCAGCCCAGCCGCUUGCGCCACCACCACCAGGGCUGGUGGGAUAUGGGCAAAUUACUGACCCAGUGAUGUGUGAAAUCUUGCGUGAUUAUCGCAUCUCUACGACCGUGGGCAGCAGAUUGUCAACUUUGUCCCUCGUGUCCCAGGCUGCCAUUUUGUCCAGGCUUCUGUACAAGCGGGCCCAAGAUGAUGAGUCCUUUGAUGGCUGGCUCAUGAAGGCAAUCCGAAAUGAGAAGGCCCGGCUCUACGACAUGUCGAAAAAGGACAGGACUUGAUCGGAAAAGGUCCAGCUGAUGGCUGCGAAUGGCCUGCGAAUUUUGAAUUUGUGGAGCCUGGAAUAUACCCCUUGCGCACAGAACUUUCAAAGCACUGUAGUAAAGACAGGAUGCAAAAA
This is a messenger RNA of Cladocopium goreaui, 1031 nucleotides long. NCBI's taxonomy places the organism in Eukaryota, Dinophyceae, Suessiales, Symbiodiniaceae. The record is from the annotation of a GenBank genome assembly.